CAGUAUGAGUUUUGCCAGCUUAGCUUUUCAGACACAGCAUCAUCGCCCCAAAUCCCAUUCACCUGUCUUUUCUCUUCUCUUCUCUUCUCUUCUGUCCUGUCUCAACACCCAAAUCUGAAGGCAAAGCCAUGUCGGACGACGAAGGCACUGGAGAAGACUACCUUUUCAAGAUUGUAAUAAUCGGGGACUCAGCCGUUGGCAAAUCCAACCUCCUUUCCCGCUAUGCCCGAAACGAAUUCAGCCCACAUUCCAAAGCCACCAUUGGAGUCGAGUUCCAGACCCAAACCAUGGAAAUCAAUGGAAAAGAGGUUAAAGCUCAGAUUUGGGACACUGCUGGUCAAGAAAGGUUCCGUGCCGUCACUUCUGCUUAUUACAGAGGCGCUGCUGGUGCUCUUAUUGUUUAUGAUAUUAGCCGCCGCACCACCUUUGACAGUGUCGGCCGGUGGCUCGAUGAACUCAAGACUCAUUCCGAUACGACUGUAGCAAGGAUAUUGGUCGGCAAUAAAUGUGACUUGGAAACUAUCAGGGAUGUGAGUGUUGAAGAAGGUAAAAGCCUUGCUGAAGCAGAAGGGUUGUUUUUCAUGGAAACAUCGGCUUUAGAUUCAACAAAUGUCAACAAGGCUUUCGAGUUAGUUAUACGAGAAAUUUACAACAAUGUCAGCAGGAAGGUCCUGAAUUCGGAUACUCAAAAAGCUGAAUUAACCGUAAACCGGGUAACCCUUACCGAAACCGAUGGAUCGAAGAAAACCCAAAAUUUUUCUUGCUGUUCCAGGUGAUCUUGUACGUUGGAAAGAGUCAAGGUCUUCCCAUGGUUUGUUCAUUCAAUUUGGUUGGUUUUACAGAAAAUAUCACAUUACAUAGUUAAAUUAUUGUUUUGUGGUUAAAGAAAAUAAAGACUCAUAUUUCUGGUUUGGCUUAUGGAUACAAAGAUGUAUGCUGAAAGUGAAGUGAAACAGGCAGCCAUCUGAUUUCACAUUGUAAAACUAUUUAUUUUUAAUUCAAUAUCUUAGCAGGCUUGCAGUA
Gossypium raimondii (Peruvian cotton) is the source of this 1023-nucleotide messenger RNA. RefSeq names its product ras-related protein RABA5c. The coding region runs from base 129 to 776 and encodes 215 amino acids. Gene Ontology annotation, cellular component: endosome. The record is from RefSeq and is a predicted model, not a curated record. Gene Ontology annotation, molecular function: GTPase activity; GTP binding. The transcript is spliced from 2 exons. Lineage: Eukaryota; Viridiplantae; Streptophyta; Magnoliopsida; Malvales; Malvaceae.